This is a messenger RNA of Drosophila navojoa, 936 nucleotides long. It is a transcript of the gene GXIVsPLA2, whose product is annotated as phospholipase A2 group XII. The record is from RefSeq and is a predicted model, not a curated record. Gene Ontology annotation, cellular component: extracellular region. Gene Ontology annotation, molecular function: calcium ion binding; A2-type glycerophospholipase activity. Gene Ontology annotation, biological process: phospholipid metabolic process; lipid catabolic process; arachidonate secretion. Lineage: Eukaryota; Metazoa; Arthropoda; Insecta; Diptera; Drosophilidae.
GGAAACUUAAAUAGUAAACACGCAGUUUUGACUAGGUGUGUUACAUACUUUAAAAUUAGACAUUAAAUUCACAAUGCAGUUUUCCUGGAUGAAGCUGGCUAUUUAUUUGCUAACAUUUUUAACCUACGCCUAUUCCGGAUAUGGAUCGAGCACAAUUGUGCAUCUAAGAGAUGCAAUUAUAGCGGCUGAGGCACUUUUCGGCGACGUCUUCAAGAAUUUCAUCACAAUUGUGCGCAAAUUUCGUACCGUACAUGAGGUAUUCGAUGCUGCCGUCGAGGAAAACUGUGUAUUUCAGUGCCCAGUGCCCGAAGGCGGCGGAACGCCACCGCGCGCAGUGCAAAAUAAGUUCUAUGUGCCCACCGCUGAUGGCUGCGGUUCUUUGGGUCUGAGAAUUAGUACGGAAUACCUACCCGCCGUCGAAAUGGAAGCUUGCUGCAAUGCGCACGAUAUUUGCUACGAUACUUGCAAUAGCGAUAAGGAGCUGUGCGACUUGGAUUUCAAGCGUUGUUUAUACAGAUACUGUGACAGCUAUGAAAAGUCUAUUGCCAGUGAUCUGAUGACGAAAGGCUGUAAAGCGGCCGCUAAGAUGCUAUUCACAGGCACCUUGACAUUAGGCUGUAAAUCUUACCUGGAUUCGCAGCAACGCUCAUGUUAUUGUCCUCCAGGCAAACCAAAUAACUUCAAUGGCAAUAAGUACACGAAUAGCAAGGAAAAACAGCAGAGGCAGAAGUACGGCUGGAAGGACCGUAACGAAAUUUAGCACCUGCAUAAAUAUGUUAUUUGGUUGUUAAUAAGUUCAUGUUAGUUUUUAGUUAUGGUUGUACUUUUCUACCAUUUUGACGAAUUUUUCUAGCUUAAUACCAAAGCUAGCAAGACUCAGUAUUUGUUUAGAGUGCACAUUUCACAUAUAAAAAUGUAUAAUUUAUGAUUUAACCA